Molecule: messenger RNA, 1231 nt
Organism: Rhipicephalus microplus (southern cattle tick)
Lineage: Eukaryota; Metazoa; Arthropoda; Arachnida; Ixodida; Ixodidae
Gene: Had1
Product: beta Hydroxy acid dehydrogenase 1
Biological process (GO): fatty acid metabolic process
Molecular function (GO): NAD+ binding; L-gulonate 3-dehydrogenase activity
Source: RefSeq, a predicted model, not a curated record
CCGAUCAUUUCUUAUCGUGCGUCGAGGGGGGCAAACAAGCCGCUGUCGGCAGAAAGGAGGGGAGCACUUGCCAGGAAAGUUUUCUCGUUGAAUGCGUGCCAAGCGGCGGUCGUCAGCGUCGAGAGAGCACCACCACAGAAUCGGUCUCAAAAGAGUAGGCGCAAAACCGUACUGCAGUAUCACACGAAACAAGUUACAGCGGCCACGAAAUGAGCAAGGGCAAAGUGGGAAUUAUCGGCAGCGGCCUGAUCGGCCGAAGCUGGGCUAUGCUGUUUGCCGGCGCCGGCUACACGGUGGACCUUUUUGAUGUAGACGACAAGAAAGUAGACGAGGCACUCAGCGACAUCGAGGAUCAGCUUGGUAACCUCGAAAAGAAGGGCCUUCUGCGCGGGAACCUCACCUCAAGGCAACAACACCAGCUUAUCAGAAAGUGUUCUACAAUGGCCGAGUGCCUCAAAGGCGCCAUCCACGUGCAGGAAUGCGUUUUUGAAAAUGUAGAGCUCAAACAAAAGGUUUUUCUGGAAAUGGACAAACUUGUGGACGAUCACACGGUGCUCUGCAGCUCAACAAGCUGUUUUCCACCUUCAGCAUUCACUAAGGAGAUGAAGCACAGAAGCCAGGCCAUCGUGGGCCAUCCGGUGAAUCCACCUUAUUAUGUCCCACUGGUCGAAAUAGUGCCUGCUCCUUGGACCAGUCCCGAUGUUGCCAUCAGGACACGAGCUCUCAUGAAGGAGAUUGGCCAGAAACCAGUACUGCUAAGGAAAGAAGUGGAAGGAUUUGUGCUGAAUCGGAUUCAGUAUGCGAUUCUAAAUGAAUGCUGGAGACUCAUACAGGAUGGUGUGGUUGACACUGCCGACAUGGACACUGUGAUGUCUGAAGGACUUGGCAUGCGUUACGCGUUCCUUGGACCCCUGGAGACUGCACAUCUAAAUGCCGAGGGGAUGUUGGAGUAUGCCGACAAGUAUGCCAAGGGCAUAGUAAAAGUUUCCAAGACCUUUGGUCCAGUGCCCACCUACGAUGGUCCAACCCUCACCAAAGUGAACGCAGAGCUGCUUCAGAAAGUGCCCCUCAAGGAUCUCCAGAAGAGGCGCCAGUGGAGGGAUACGAAGCUGGCUGAACUCUCUAAACUUAAGAAGCAGCCCUAAACAGUUCAUGCAAAGAGCAGUGCGUCAUUAAGCACACACUUGUUAGGAAUACCUUAAAAGCCAAUAAAUAGUCUCAGUGGAUGUCU